GAAGAUUCCUAACUGAGUGAAAUGACCCGGAAGUAUCAAAGUGGCAGCCAUGAUAAGAGUUGGUCGAAUUCUCUAAAUGCGAAGGAAAGAACCAGCAUUAGGUGGCAGUCAUUCCACUAAUAUGGACAAGUACAAACUGGUGGAGAGAAUUGGGAAAGGUGCAUUUGGAACGGCCAACCUUGUCAAAUCCAAAGAGGAUGGACACCAAUAUGUCAUCAAGGAGAUAUAUGGCAUAUCUAGAAUGUCAAGUAAAGAGAGGCAGAAAGCUCAAAAAGAAGUUGAAGUCCUCGCCAACAUGAGUCAUCGCAACAUUGUCCAGUAUAAAGAGUCUUUUGAAGUGAAGGACUGUCUGUGUAUUGUGAUGGACUACUGUGAGGGAGGAGACCUCUUAGAGAAGAUCAACUCUCAGAAAGGAGAACUUUUCUCAGAAGAACAAAUCCUGGACUGGUUUGUGCAGAUUUGUCUGGCACUAAAGCACAUCCAUGAUAAAAAAAUCCUCCACAGGGACAUUAAACCAGAGAACAUAUUUUUGACAAAAGACGGAACUGUACAGCUCGGGGACUUUGGAGUUUCAAGGGUGCUGAACAGCACUGAAGUACUGGCAACAACAAUCAUAGGAACACGACUUUACCUUUCACCAGAGAUCUAUGAGGACAAACCAUACAACAACAAAAGUGAUAUUUGGGCCCUCGGCUGUGUCCUGUAUGAAAUGUGCACUCUUAAGCCUGCAUUUAAUGCUGACAAUAGCAUGCACAUGGAGGUGAAGAUAGUCCGUGGCUUCUACCCUCCAGUGUCUGAUCACUACUCCCAGGAACUGCGUUCUCUCUUGGAACAGCUGUUGAAACCCGACCCCACAGAGAGGCCCUCAGUCAGCAGCAUACUGGAAGAAUCUUUCCUCUCUUGUAGGAUACAGAGGUUACUCACACCACAGGCGGAGAGCACAAUCAUUGCUCAGGAAUUUGGCCUUGCCUUUCUUUACAAGCAGCCUAAAGUGGGUGAGGUGCAGGGGUCACCAGAACCAGCAUUAGGUGGCAGUCAUUCCUCUAAUAUGGACAAGUACAAACUGGUGGAGAGAAUUGGGAAAGGUGCAUUUGGAACGGCCAACCUUGUCAAAUCCAAAGAUGAUGGACACCAAUAUGUCAUCAAGGAGAUAUAUGGCAUAUCUAGAAUGUCAAGUAAAGAGAGGCAGAAAGCUCAAAAAGAAGUUGAAGUCCUCGCCAACAUGAGUCAUCCCAACAUUGUCCAGUAUAAAGAGUCUUUUGAAGAGGAGGGCUGUCUGUAUAUUGUGAUGGACUACUGUGAGGGAGGAGACCUCUUAAAGAAGAUCAAAUCUCAGAAAGGAGAACUUUUCUCAGAAGAACAAAUCCUGGACUGGUUUGUGCAGAUUUGUCUGGCACUAAAGCACAUCCAUGAUAAAAAAAUCAUCCACAGGGACAUUAAACCAAAGAACAUAUUUUUGACAAAAGAUGAGACUGUACAGCUUGGGGACUUUGGAGUUUCAAGGGUGCUGAACAGCACUGAAGAACUGGCAACAACAUUUGCAGGAACACGACUUUACCUUUCACCAGAGAUCUAUGAAAACAAACCAUACAACAACAAAAGUGAUAUUUGGGCCCUCGGCUGUGUCCUGUAUGAAAUAUGCACUCUUAAGCGUGCAUUUAAGGCUAGUGAUAAGAAGGAUCUAAAACUGAAGAUCAUCAAUGGCCCAUACCCUCGCAUGUCUGAUCCAUACUCCCAAGAACUGUGUUUUCUCUCGGCAUGGCUGUUGAAACCCAACCCCACAGAGAGGCCCUCAGUCAGCAGCAUACUGGAAGAACCUUUCCUCUCCUGUAGGAUACAGAAGUUACUCACACCACAGGUUCAGUCAGAGACACUUAUAAUGUCUGACAAAAAAGGAACACUUGUGUCUGAGCAUGAAAGGAGAAGAAAGGAGAAGCAAGAAGAUAAAGGUGCAUCAAUCAUCUCUACUGCUGGUGCAGAAUCUGGUUAUGUAACCCAAGAAGCUCACAGUGCUGGUGUCGGCUGCGAGGAGGGAAACACUCCCUCUAGAACCGCUCUGUGUGGGAAACAUGACAGCGAGACAAAAGCUCAAAGCUGUGUGUCCAUGAAGAGUGAUGAUUCUAAGGAUUGGAUUAUAUCAUUUAAAGAUGGACAAUCUGCUGGUGCAUCAAUCAUCUCUACUGCUGGUGCAGAAUCUGGUUAUGUAACCCAAGAAGCUCACAGUGCUGACGGUCAACAGUACGAGUACGGCGAGGACCUCGGGGUGACAGCGGUGGCUCUGUACAACUACCAAGCAGCCGGAGACGACGAGAUCUCCUUCGACCCCGACGACAUCAUCACCAACAUCGAGAUGAUCGACGAGGGCUGGUGGCGAGGCAUGUGCAGAGGCGCAUACGGCCUUUUCCCGGCCAAUUACGUGGAGGUUCGGCAAUGAUGUCGCCCCGCCCGCCAAGAAGAAGAAGAAGAAGAAGAAGAAGUUUUUCAAAUCCCCCUUUUUUUCACACUCGGGUCUUUUCUCUCUUCACCUCAUCGUAGCGCUUCGACACCGUGCGAGACGUCUCCAUAACCGGCUUUUCUUUUGCUUCUUUUCAUCCAUCCCUCCUCCAGCUUUUCCAUUUUUUUUUUCCUUCAUUCCUCUCCGUGCAGCAGUUAGACAGGAAGUUAUCUUAAAGGAUGACUCGAUACCAAGAGAAUAAAUAUAGAACUAAUUAUCUGGGCUUAAAAAAAAAAAAAAGGCACAAAGCGUCGUCCUGCACUUCUGCUUUGCACCAAUCAAAGCUGCAACAACAUUCUUCUUCUUCUUCUGCCUCGCAGCUAGAAGUUUGAAGCUUUAUUAAUAUUUUUUUUUCUCCAGAUAUUGUAUUAGAGUUCAGCUUCACAGCAUCAGGUAUUGUUGCUUAAUCACAUGUUGGAGCUGCUCACUGUUUAGUAGCUUCAACUUAAUAUAAGCAGAAGCAGUUAAAGGUGGAAAAACAACAACAACAACAACAACAACAACACUGCCUUGGA
This is a messenger RNA of Thunnus maccoyii (southern bluefin tuna), 3009 nucleotides long. Its product is annotated as ribosomal protein S6 kinase alpha-6-like. The coding region runs from base 77 to 2434 and encodes 785 amino acids. Gene Ontology annotation, molecular function: ATP binding; protein kinase activity; protein binding. Gene Ontology annotation, biological process: protein phosphorylation. The record is from RefSeq and is a predicted model, not a curated record. The transcript has 25 exons. NCBI's taxonomy places the organism in Eukaryota, Metazoa, Chordata, Actinopteri, Scombriformes, Scombridae.